AUGGGUGCUGCAGUAGCCCUUUGUGUGGAGAGGGGUUGGCUCGACUACGAUGCACCUGUGACGAAAUAUUGGCCACAGUUUGGUCAAAAUGGAAAGGAAAAUAUUUUGUUGAGCGAUCUACUAUCUCAUCGAGCUGGUCUUCCAUACAUCAAUCAACAAUUGACAGUUGAAGAUGUCUGCAAUUGGUCUAGAAUGAUAUCGUUAUUAAUUGCUGAAAAGCCUCAUUGGAAUCCUGGAUCGACACAUGGAUAUCAUGGUCAUACGAUUGGAUUUCUUGUCGGAGAAUUGAUACGAUACGUUGAUCCUCAGCAUCGUUCUUAUGGCCAAUUCGUUCGUGAGGAAUUGGAUGAUCAAUGCUAUAUAGGUGUAUCUGAUGAUAAAGUCGAAGCACGUGUUGCUCCUCUCAUUCGAAAACAGGCUAAUAAUAUGAAUAGUGAUGUCAUAAAUUCAUUGGAUCCGCUCGCUGAAAAAACGCUAUCAUGUAGUGGUGCUUUUCCUCUCGGACCAUAUCAAAAUAGUAGUGGAAUCAUUUAUAAUGAAGUUCAAAUUCACCGAGCUGAACUGCCAGCUGUCAAUGCAAUAACCAAUGCUCGUUCUGUGGCACGUAUUUAUGCUAGACUGAUGGGUGACAUCAAUGAAAAUGGAAAGAACAUUGAACGUCUUGUGAGUGAGAAAACACUAGCACAAGCCAUUGAAAAUGUUACACCAGUUGGAGAGCCAGAUCGAACAAUGCCAACUAUUAAAACAGCAUUUGGAAAAAGUGGCUUUCAAGUCUAUGGGGAGAUUUUCAACGUCUUCGGUGACACUGUCUUCGGCCAUAAUGGUUUUGGUGGUAGUUGCGCUUUGGCUUAUCCACCAGAUCAAUUGGCAUAUGCGCAUGUGUGCAAUCAACUUGAUACAAGUGGAUUCGUUAUUGAUCAGCGUAGUAUCCGUCUUCUCGAAGCGAUACAAUAUGCUCUCAAUCAAUCAAAAAUAUGCUAA
Molecule: messenger RNA, 981 nt
Organism: Rotaria sordida
Lineage: Eukaryota; Metazoa; Rotifera; Eurotatoria; Philodinida; Philodinidae
Source: the annotation of a GenBank genome assembly